AUGGCUCUGAGUAACUCCGGCAGAGGCAUUCUGUCGCUCAGUCUCCUCCUAUUAAUCGUGCUCGUCGGCGAGCUUGCAGCCUCGGACGGAUGGGCGGAGUUCUUUAGAUGGGACGAACGCGCUCCCGAGCUUAAUGAUAUCUUCGUCCCCUCUCGUUCAUCGGCGGCCACGGCGGCUGGACAAGCUGAUCACCCUCAACUAUCCUGGGCCGAUCAGUCAUACCCCGUCGGCCUUCCAGCCGGGCCAUCAGCUAGCCACCACACCCUCAUCUCACUGCCCGACUAUUAUCUCGCCCAACCUGCAGCUGAAGCACACCCCGCUGAAUCCCUGGCUCACUGGCGAGACAUGCCGUUGGAAUUCCACGAAAUAUUUGGGACCGAGUUCGGGGACACACGCGGUAUCGAUUACCCUCUCGGACAUCUCACAGACGGAACACAAGGCCCGGACGGUCUCGCGGCCGCAGAGACUUCGCAGGCAGAUUAUGGUGUGCUCCAUGUAUUCGACAGUCCGAGUCAUACCGUCGCAGGCCCUGGUCCGUCAUGCGUGCCCGCCGUCUCGAAGGAUGCCUUCCCGCCUGUCUCCGACACUACCUCCGGACCCAAUCAAAGAGUCAAGCCUGGGAAGAAAAGCCUCAAACCUAGAGUCAAGGUUGGAGAGAAAAGCCUUAAACCUAGAGUCAAGCCUGCGAAGAAAAGUCUCAAACCUAAAGUCAAGUCUAAGAAGAACAUCCUCCAACUGGAGACUCCCCUUGCGAUGAGGCCACUGCUCCCCCCACGCCGAGACAGCUUGUUCAUCCCACUUCCUCACAGCCAACGACCAAAGCUCUCCCGCAAGUUACCUCCGCAGGGAGGACUAGUGUUUGAUUGGACUCUCUUUGCACCUGAUAACCCAUUCGAUCCCACACAAACGAGGGACGUAGAAAAGAUCGUGACAACGCUCGAAGAGACCCUGAGCCACCAACUCGUCAUCCCCGAGAAGAAUUUCAUGGCAAUCCAUCACUCUUACAUCGGCGCUGUAGAUUCACGCGCUCGCAUCAACGGUAAAAGGCCUACCGACAUAAGAAAGCAAAGACUGGCGAAAAAAUUACCCGAAUUCUUGUCUGAUUAUGAGGAUUGGUAUCAGCAUUGGUUCGAUGAAACUGGGAUAGACUUCGAAAAAAAUCUCCUUCAAGAUCACUUUAUUGGUUUCGAUGCCGUCGGGUUCCUCUUCCCCCUCUAUCUAUUCUAUGCUGAGAUGAUAUAUUCGAUUGUCCCGAGAGGCGGCAAAAAAUCGAAGCUGAUCAACCUAGCUAAAGAGCUUGACCAGGCCCGAACCUCCUUUAACAAGUUGACAGCUGCCCUCUUCAAUCACCGGAUCUUGGACAAUGAUCUACCAUUGAUGAAAUCUAUCGCCGAAAAGCUCAGGAAACAGAUAUGUACUCGUGGAGAUACUGCAAUUCAUCCAAUCCUCUGGAGUUACUUGCAUUUUUGGAUGGCUUCUUUUAGAGAUAAUGUUUUCCAACACCCGCGCUCGAGUAAUGUUCCAAAGAGUGUCAAAGCAUUCUUCAACAAUGUCUUCAAUUAUUCAUAUUCACCUCAGCGCAAAAAAUACCUUUCUAGGAUGGAAUCAUUCUUCAGCUCAUCAUCAAAUAUAAAUUCUAGGAUAAACCUUUGA
This is a messenger RNA of Puccinia triticina, 1653 nucleotides long. RefSeq lists its product as uncharacterized. The record is from RefSeq and is a predicted model, not a curated record. NCBI's taxonomy places the organism in Eukaryota, Fungi, Basidiomycota, Pucciniomycetes, Pucciniales, Pucciniaceae. Bases 1 to 1653 code for a protein of 550 amino acids. The transcript has a single exon.